AUGGCACGAGCCAGCAGCUCCUGGAAGAUCUCCUAUGCUGCUCCGAAGCAGGCCUACGAGAAGCACAUGUUCUGCCGGCCACGACUCUACGAGCCUCGAGGCUCCGUUCCGGAUGAGGUUUGGGAGGCGAUCUGGCCUUGGGUCCCGGCCAACUGUCGCGUCUUCGACCCGCAUUUGAUCUACACACCAGUCGUGGACGGAACGUCGUUGCGCACCUGCUUAGAAAAGUGCAAGAAGUGCAGAGAUGCGGCCAUGUGCUUUUUCGUUUACAGUGAGUUCGGAGACAUUUUGGGCGGCUUCUCUCCCGUGAUCUGGGCCCGGACCAGCGGUUACUUGGACCUGAUGACUUCCUUUAGGGCUGCCGAAGACGCCUUCGUCUUCCGGAGGCUUCAGGGGAAGAGCACCGUGGACGUCUUCACUUGGACGGGCGCCAACCAAAUGCUCAUGCAGGCCUCCGAGCUCCAUGGCUUGAUCUUCGGUGGGGAUGAUGCCGCGGUGCACGUGAACAAGGACCUUACACGAGCCACCUCCAGCGCAUCACGAUCCUUCAGCUCUCCGCCACUUCUGGAGGAGAACCACGGCGAGUCGAAGGUAGCUCGGCACAGGUGGACGGAGUUCGCGACUCCUUCGAGAUUUGCAGGCACGCCCCGUGUUUGCGAAUCUGAGCUCACGCGAACGCGAGAGUCCUGCACCAUGCUGCGGUGGCGACAGGUUCGAGGUCUUCGCGAGCUGAAGACUGUGGUGCAGCGAGAGCUGAUUCUGAACACUGCCAAGGAUGCAGAAGACCUGGUGGAGAUGAGCACCGGAGCGGAGGCCAUGCUCACCAAUCGGCGCUACGACGAGUUGAAGUUGAUGUACCGGAUCUUCAAGCGCGAGCCGACGAUGCUCCCGCACAUCAUCACCGCCAUGGAGCCUUACAUCGAAGGGAGGGCCCGGGGGGUUGUGGAAGACCCGCAGAUGAUCGACAGCCCCGCCGCGUACAUGGAAAAGGUGCUGGAACUGAAAAAGGAGGUGGACGACAUGGUCGUUUCCUGCUUCGACAGCGACACCGAAUUCCAGAAGGGCCGAAACCGAGGCCUGGAGGCUGUGCUGAACAAGGACACGCGAUGUGCCAAGUAUCUCGCUCUCUUCUGCGACAUGCAGCUGAAGAAGGGCUUGAAGGGCCGGAACGAGGAGGAAGUGCAGACCUUGGUGAACCAAGUCGUGAGUCUCUUCGCACAUCUCAAGGACAAAGACAUUUUCCUGGACAUCUACAAGAGCGCCUUAUCCCGGCGCCUGCUGAACAAGCUCUCUGUCUCCAACGAUGCCGAGGACUGCUUCAUCACCAAGCUGAAGGUGGAAUGUGGUCAGCAAUCCAUCCAAAAGCUGGCCUCCAUGUUCACGGACAUGGCGCUGAGCGACCAGCUUCAGGAGGAGUACAUGAAGGCCUCACACUCUGGUUCUCCGGGUGGCGUAACCCACGAGGUUCGAGUGCUCCAAACCAACGCCUGGCCCGAAAAGGCCCACGACGUGCCUGUGAUCCCUUGCCCGGAGAUGACCACCUGCAUCACGGCCUACGAAGCUUUUUACAACUCGAAGCACAACGGCCGGAAGCUGAGGUGGAUCUACAACAUGGGUAGUGUGGAGCUGAAGUGCUACGGGCUGGCACGGCCCCAUAUCUUGGUGGUAUCGGCCUAUCAGUGUCUUGCACUGGUUCUCUUCAACCAGAGGCAGCAGGUGACGCUGAGGGAGAUAUGCGAGGCGACCAAGCUUCCUGAGGAGGAGUCUCGACGACAGGUCACCUCCUUGACAGUUUCCCGGCACAAGGUGCUCCUGCACGACGCGACAGGCAAGGACCUCGGCAGUGAGACGAAGCUCCAGGUGAAUGACAAGUUUGCGAACGAAAAGGUGAAGGUUGCAGUGAGCCUCAUCAAGAAGGAGGAGAAAGCGGAGACGACGACACUGGCUGAGGCGCCGGUGGAGCGCAAGCACGUCAUCGACGCGGCUAUUGUUCGGAUCAUGAAAUCCAGGAACAGGCUGGAACACAACUCCCUUUUGGACGAGGUCUUCAGACAAUGCACUCUUUUCAAGCCGCAGCCGGCACAGAUCAAGAGCCAGAUCGAGCACUUGAUCGAGAGAGAAUUCCUGAAGCGCGACGAUGCCAAUCGCAGCAUCUACCUUUACUUGCGCCGUGAGUCGCACAGGCGCUUCCGGACUUCACAGAUCGAGGCCGAGGCAGGCGUGCAGCGAAGGCCAGCGAAGGCCGCAAGGCGCCUGCGAGGAGCCGCGCCCGGCCAAGCCGAGGGCCGCGCGCCUUUCGCCGACCGGCACUUCUGGACAGAGAGGAAAAAGAGAGGCCACGACCUUGCAGGCGGGUGCGCCGCUUUUCCGCCCGGCCUUUGUUCACUGUCCUCAUUCGAGCGCCAGCUGAAGCCGGAGGAGAAGAUGUCCGCACUUUUGGAUGCCAAGACCGCAGGACUCAUGCAGUACAUGCUGCUCGGAGAGCACUGCGAAGGGAAGCGGCCUCCAAUGGCUCUUUUGGCCAGCGCUUCGACCUUCGACUGCCUCGGGCUGGACGCGGGUGCCUGCCAGGCCCCCAGCAAGCAGACCUUGGCGAAGCGGCGCCUGCAGCUGAUGAGCAAGGAGGGCAAGGUGGACAAGGUGCAUGGCGAGGGCUUCCCAUUUGGCUUUUCACAGUGCCCUCUGCAGGUGGCAGAGGAGCGCCCCGUGGCCGCCGUGGCCAGUCAGGUGCUGCAGAUUCCUGCGAUCUUUGUCCUCUUCGAUGCCUUGGCUCUCGAUUCGGCAUCUUUGAGGGCCCCGAUCAAG
Molecule: messenger RNA, 2805 nt
Organism: Symbiodinium sp. CCMP2456
Lineage: Eukaryota; Dinophyceae; Suessiales; Symbiodiniaceae
Source: the annotation of a GenBank genome assembly